AAUGUUAUGGCAUAUGGGCGUCAGGCAGAAUUCUCAUGUUAAAUUUGUGAGUUGAUGUUUGAUGAGUGAACCCGAUUUUAGUUUGUGAACCAAACUAAGUUUAUUUUGUUUGGUUUGAAAGUUAUAUCAUUUGGCACCAUGAAUGCUCAACAAGCACAUAAGGAACAUGUGUUGGCAGUGUCGAGGGAUUUUAUUUCACAGCCACGUCUUACAUAUAAAACUGUUUCUGGUGUAAAUGGACCUUUGGUUAUUUUGGAUGAAGUAAAGUUUCCAAAGUAUGCAGAAAUCGUACAAUUGCGACUUCAUGAUGGUACAUUGAGAUCGGGUCAAGUACUUGAGGUUUCCGGCUCUAAAGCAGUUGUUCAGGUAUUUGAAGGAACUUCUGGUAUUGAUGCUAAGCAUACAUUAUGUGAAUUUACUGGAGACAUUUUACGAACUCCUGUGUCUGAAGACAUGCUAGGACGAGUUUUUAAUGGUAGUGGUAAACCAAUUGACAAGGGACCGCCGAUUUUAGCUGAAGAUUACUUAGAUAUCCAAGGCCAACCGAUUAAUCCAUACUCAAGAACCUAUCCUCAAGAAAUGAUCCAAACUGGUAUUUCUGCCAUUGACAUUAUGAACUCCAUUGCACGAGGACAGAAGAUCCCUAUUUUUUCAGCUGCUGGAUUACCACAUAAUGAGAUUGCUGCUCAAAUUUGUAGACAAGCUGGUCUUGUAAAACAGCCCGGUAAAUCUGUCUUAGAUGAUCAUGAAGACAAUUUUGCUAUCGUUUUUGCUGCUAUGGGUGUAAAUAUGGAAACUGCAAGAUUUUUCAAACAAGAUUUUGAGGAAAAUGGUUCUAUGGAGAAUGUUUGUUUGUUCUUGAAUCUGGCCAAUGAUCCUACUAUUGAACGUAUUAUUACGCCAAGAUUAGCUUUAACAGCUGCUGAAUUUUUGGCUUACCAAUGUGAAAAACACGUGUUAGUUAUAUUAACUGACAUGAGCUCAUAUGCUGAAGCUCUUCGUGAAGUAUCUGCUGCACGUGAAGAAGUACCCGGACGACGUGGUUUCCCAGGUUACAUGUACACAGAUUUGGCUACCAUUUACGAACGUGCUGGGCGAGUAGAAGGCAGAAAUGGUUCUAUAACACAAAUACCCAUUUUGACUAUGCCUAACGAUGAUAUUACUCAUCCAAUUCCUGAUUUGACUGGAUAUAUUACUGAAGGUCAAAUUUACGUUGACCGUCAGUUGCACAAUCGUCAAAUUUAUCCACCAAUCAAUGUUUUACCAUCACUUAGUCGGUUGAUGAAAUCUGCUAUUGGAGAAGGCAUGACCCGUAAAGAUCAUUCCGAUGUAUCUAAUCAGCUGUAUGCUUGCUAUGCUAUUGGUAAAGAUGUUCAGGCCAUGAAAGCUGUUGUUGGUGAAGAAGCGUUGACACCUGACGAUCUUUUAUAUCUGGAGUUUUUGACUAAGUUCGAGAAAAAUUUCAUUACUCAAGGCAACUAUGAAAAUCGUACAGUAUUUGAAUCUUUGGACAUCGGUUGGCAGUUACUGCGUAUCUUCCCAAAAGAAAUGUUGAAGAGAGUCCCAGCUUCAACAUUAGCAGAAUUUUAUCCAAGAGAUUCUCGUCCAAAAUAAAAUUGUUCAAAUGAAUAUUCUUACCAUUGAUUAUCAAAAAUCGUCUAUAUUCAUUCUUCAUUGGUUCACAUGUACAUUCCAUUAUAAACUUAAAGUUUAAAAUCCGUAUUUUUUGUAAGCUUAAAAAAAAUGUAGAAUAAAAUUAUUGUGUUUCCAUCA
Messenger RNA from Adelges cooleyi (spruce gall adelgid), 1773 nucleotides. It is a transcript of the gene Vha55, whose product is annotated as V-type proton ATPase subunit B. The transcript has 9 exons. Gene Ontology annotation, cellular component: proton-transporting V-type ATPase, V1 domain. NCBI's taxonomy places the organism in Eukaryota, Metazoa, Arthropoda, Insecta, Hemiptera, Adelgidae. Bases 139 to 1614 code for a protein of 491 amino acids. Gene Ontology annotation, biological process: ATP metabolic process; proton transmembrane transport. The record is from RefSeq and is a predicted model, not a curated record. Gene Ontology annotation, molecular function: proton-transporting ATPase activity, rotational mechanism; ATP binding.